AUGAUUGGCAAUAUGCGGGUGUCUUCAGGACAAGGCCAAACGACUGGUCAAAAGCCACUGCCCUCUCGUCCACCACCGCAGACCUCGCCCAGUAGUGGUAUACCUCCACGCGUCCCCGUGUCCAGCGGUCCUCCGCAGCAUCCAUACAAUGCUCCUUCAACCUCGCGCCAGCAAGACACACAAGCGCCGCACCCCUACAACGGUCGUCCAUCGCCUGUCAAUCCUCCCCCAUCAAGCUCCUACCGACCUCACCCAUUACAUCCCUCUCCGCCUCCCCAGAAUUACGGCUUUGGCCCUCCGCCGUCUCAGCCGAAUCGUAACCGCCCACCCCCAUCCUCGCGGCCCCCGCAUUCCCCCAAUCCCCCGCUGUCUGCGCCCGGCGAUGACCCCAACCAGCUGCUGCCACUCUUCCGAGCUGCCAACUCCUCACACUCGGGCGCUCUGACCGAACACGAGCUGGGUUCAGCCCUGGUUAACGGCGACUAUACUUCUUUCCACCCCCGCACGGUCAAGAUGAUGAUCAGAAUGUUCGAUCGCAACGGAAAUGGAAUCAUCAAUUUUGACGAGUUUGUCUCACUGUGGCGGUACCUGGCAGCCUGGCGCGAGCUGUUCGACCAAUUCGAUGAGGACCGUAGUGGGCGCAUCAGCCUUCAGGAGUUCGAGAAGGCUUUAGUCGCGUUUGGAUACCGCCUUAGCGAAACCUUUGUCACGGUGCUGUUCCGCGCCUUCGAGAGCAAAACCCGACAAAUGGUGCCCUCACCCAAGAGCCCGCAUGAAAAUGGGAUGAGCUUCGACCUCUUUGUGCAGGCGUGUAUCAGUUUGAAGCGCAUGACGGAUGUUUUCAAGCGGUACGACGAAGAUCGUGACGGUUACAUCACCGUUAGCUUUGAGGAAUUCCUGACAGGUGAGUUUAAUAGCUCCCUUUAA
Messenger RNA from Penicillium macrosclerotiorum, 927 nucleotides. Its product is annotated as EF-hand domain-containing protein. The record is from RefSeq and is a predicted model, not a curated record. Gene Ontology annotation, molecular function: calcium ion binding. The coding region runs from base 1 to 927 and encodes 308 amino acids. Lineage: Eukaryota; Fungi; Ascomycota; Eurotiomycetes; Eurotiales; Aspergillaceae. The transcript has a single exon.